Oenanthe melanoleuca is the source of this 6643-nucleotide messenger RNA. RefSeq names its product sodium channel protein type 1 subunit alpha-like. The transcript is spliced from 27 exons. Gene Ontology annotation, biological process: membrane depolarization during action potential; sodium ion transmembrane transport; neuronal action potential. The record is from RefSeq and is a predicted model, not a curated record. NCBI's taxonomy places the organism in Eukaryota, Metazoa, Chordata, Aves, Passeriformes, Muscicapidae. Gene Ontology annotation, cellular component: voltage-gated sodium channel complex; plasma membrane; axon. Gene Ontology annotation, molecular function: voltage-gated sodium channel activity. Bases 365 to 6406 code for a protein of 2013 amino acids.
UUGGUUCCAGGGGAGGAAUGACACCAGCAUUCCUGAGCUCUCCUUGUGUUUUCUCGCAGAGCAGGGAGGGAAGGCAGACUCCGUGAUCUCCAUGCUAAGCACCAGCCUGCCUGCUGCCAGUUCUCCCUACUUCUGCCAGUGAUGACAUUCAGCUUGCUCCUCCACACAGGAUACAGCGCUGCUUCCUCAUUAUGUAAGGCAGUCUAGGUCAAGUGUAGGAGAGACACUGCUGGCCUGAGCAGGCUGCUGGAUUGCUCCCUCAGCUUCAUGGGGUCUGGAAGCUGGAUCCUGAUCUUUGCUACAUCAUCUUGGUAUUUUCCUAUGCAGAAGAAUAAAUGGUAAUUAAAAUGUGCAGGAUGAAAAGAUGGAGCAGUCAGUGCUUGUACCACCAGGACCAGACAGCUUCCAAUACUUCACUAGAGAGUCUCUUGCAGCUAUUGAACAGCGCAUUGCUGCAGAAAAAGCCAAGAAUCCUAAACAAGAUCGUAAAGACGAUGAUGAAAAUGGGCCAAAACCAAACAGUGAUUUGGAGGCAGGAAAAACACUCCCCUUCAUAUAUGGUGACAUACCUCCAGGAAUGGUGUCUGAGCCCUUGGAAGACAUGGACCCAUAUUACAUCAAUAAAAAAACCUUUAUAGUAUUGAAUAAAGGGAAGGCCAUCUUCCGAUUCAGUGCCACCUCUGCCCUGUACAUUUUAACACCCUUCAACCCUCUUAGAAAAAUAGCUAUUAAAAUUUUGGUACCUACAUUAUUCAGCAUGCUUAUCAUGUGCACUAUUUUGACCAACUGCGUAUUUAUGACCAUGAGUAACCCUCCAGACUGGACAAAGAAUGUAGAGUAUACAUUCACUGGCAUUUACACAUUUGAGUCACUAAUAAAAAUCAUUGCAAGGGGCUUUUGCUUAGAAGAUUUUACUUUUCUUCGAGAUCCAUGGAACUGGCUUGAUUUCACUGUCAUUACCUUUGCAUAUGUGACAGAGUUUGUGGACCUGGGCAAUGUCUCAGCGUUGAGAACAUUCAGAGUUCUCCGAGCUUUGAAAACAAUAUCAGUCAUUCCAGGCCUGAAGACUAUUGUGGGAGCCCUGAUUCAGUCAGUGAAGAAGCUCUCAGAUGUGAUGAUCCUGACUGUGUUUUGUCUGAGUGUAUUUGCACUGAUAGGGCUGCAGCUGUUCAUGGGCAACCUGAGGAAUAAAUGCCUCCAGUGGCCUCCAGAAAAUUUUACUUUGGAAAUAAAUAUUACCUCCCAGCUAAACAGCAGCAUAGGUGAAAAUGGUACAUUGGUUAAUUCAACAGUGACUCCGUUUGACUGGAAGGGGUACAUUGAAGAUGAAAGUCAUUUUUAUUUUCUGGAAGGGCAAAACGAUGCUCUGCUUUGUGGAAAUAGCUCUGAUGCUGGGCAGUGCCCAGAAGGAUAUACUUGUGUGAAAGCUGGCAGAAACCCCAACUAUGGCUACACAAGUUUUGACACCUUCAGCUGGGCUUUCUUGUCACUGUUUCGGCUAAUGACUCAGGACUUCUGGGAAAAUCUCUAUCAAUUGACUCUUCGAGCUGCUGGCAAGACAUACAUGAUAUUUUUUGUUCUGGUGAUUUUUCUGGGCUCUUUCUAUCUGAUAAACCUGAUCCUGGCUGUUGUCGCCAUGGCCUAUGAAGAGCAAAAUCAAGCAACCCUGGAAGAAGCAGAGCAGAAAGAGGCAGAAUUUCAACAGAUGCUGGAACAACUGAAGAAGCAACAAGAAGCAGCACAGGCAGCAGCAGUGGCAGCAGCAGCAGUAACAGCAUCUGCAGAGUCCAGGGAGCCCAGUGCUGGAGGAGAAGCAGGAGGGCUCUCAGAAAGUUCCUCAGAUGCAUCAAAAUUGAGCUCAAAGAGUGCAAAAGAGAGGAGAAAUAGAAGGAAAAAAAGGAAACAGAAAGAGCAGUCUGGAGGAGAGGAAAAAGAUGAAGAUGAAUUUCACAAGUCUGAAUCAGAAGACAGCAUCAGAAGGAAAGGUUUCCGAUUGUCUAUUGAGGGCAAUAGACUGACAUAUGAAAAGAAGUAUUCUUCUCCACAUCAGUCUUUGCUGAGCAUUCGUGGCUCCCUGUUUUCCCCAAGGCGCAACAGCAGAACAAGUCUGUUCAGCUUCAGAGGUCGAGCAAAGGAUGUGGGAUCUGAAAAUGACUUUGCUGAUGAUGAGCACAGCACUUUUGAAGACAAUGACAGCAGAAGAGAUUCUCUGUUCGUGCCGCGCAGGCACGGCGAGCGGCGCAACAGUAACAUUAGCCAGGCCAGUCGGUCUUCCAGGAUGCUGGCAGUGUUUCCAGUGAAUGGGAAGAUGCACAGCACUGUGGAUUGCAAUGGGGUGGUUUCCCUGGUUGGUGGACCAUCUGUUCCCACAUCGCCUGUUGGACAGCUUCUGCCAGAGGUGAUAAUAGAUAAACCAGCUACUGAUGACAAUGGCACAACAACAGAACCAGAAAUGAGGAAGAGAAUAUCAGGUUCUUUUCACGUUUCCAUGGAUUUCCUGGAAGAUCCAGCUUUAAGGGAAAGAGCCAUGAGUAUUGCUAGCAUCCUCACAAACACUGUGGAAGAACUUGAAGAAUCGAGACAGAAAUGUCCACCAUGUUGGUAUAAAUUUGCAAAUAUUUUCUUGAUCUGGGACUGCAGUCCACAUUGGUUAAAAGUGAAGCAUAUUGUCAACUUGGUGGUAAUGGACCCAUUUGUUGACCUGGCUAUUACAAUUUGCAUUGUUUUAAAUACACUCUUCAUGGCUAUGGAACAUUAUCCGAUGACCGACGAGUUCAAUAAUGUACUUUCAGUUGGAAAUCUGGUCUUCACUGGAAUCUUCACAGCAGAAAUGUUUCUCAAGAUAAUCGCAAUGGAUCCUUACUAUUAUUUCCAGGAAGGCUGGAAUAUUUUUGAUGGUUUUAUUGUAACACUUAGUUUGGUUGAACUUGGUCUUGCAGAUGUGGAAGGACUAUCAGUUCUUCGAUCAUUCAGAUUGUUGCGAGUUUUCAAAUUGGCAAAAUCUUGGCCAACCCUAAAUAUGUUGAUAAAAAUCAUUGGUAAUUCCGUGGGGGCUCUGGGGAACCUGACCCUGGUGCUGGCCAUCAUUGUGUUCAUUUUCGCUGUGGUUGGGAUGCAGCUGUUUGGGAAAAGCUACAAGGAAUGUGUCUGCAAGAUCUCCAGUGACUGUGAACUUCCUCGCUGGCACAUGCAAGAUUUUUUCCACUCUUUCCUGAUUGUAUUCCGAGUGCUGUGUGGAGAAUGGAUAGAAACAAUGUGGGACUGCAUGGAGGUUGCAGGCCAAGCCAUGUGCCUUACAGUCUUCAUGAUGGUCAUGGUGAUUGGAAACCUAGUGGUACUGAAUCUAUUUUUGGCCUUGCUGUUGAGCUCAUUCAGUGCUGACAACCUGGCUGUGACAGAUGAUGAUAAUGAAAUGAACAAUCUCCAGAUUGCUGUGGCAAGAAUGCAGAAAGGCAUAGAUUAUGUGAAGAGAAAAGCACGUGAAUUCAUCCAAAAAGCCUUUGUUAAAAAACAGAAAGCUUUAGAUGAAAUCAAACCUCUUGAAGAUUUAAACAACAAAAAUAGCUGUAUUUCUAACCAUACAACUGUGGAACUAAGCAAGGACCAUGACUAUAUUAAAGAUGUAAAUGGAACCACCAGUGGUAUAGGCACAGGCAGCAGUGUAGAAAAAUACAUAAUUGAUGAGAGUGAUUACAUGUCAUUCAUAAACAACCCAAGCCUCACUGUGACAGUGCCCAUUGCUGUGGGUGAAUCCGACUUUGAAAAUCUAAACACAGAAGAAUUUAGUAGUGAAUCAGACCUGGAAGAAAGCAAAGAGAAGUUAAAUUCAUCCAGUUCAUCUGAAGGCAGCACAGUUGAUAUUGGACUUCCUGCAGAAGAACAACCAGAAGCUGAACCUGAAGAAGCCCAGGAGCCAGAGGCCUGCUUCACAGAAGGCUGUGUGAGAAGGUUCAAGUGCUGUCAAGUAAGUAUAGAAGAAGGGAGAGGAAAGCAGUGGUGGAACCUUAGAAAAACCUGCUUCAGGAUUGUUGAACACAACUGGUUUGAGACUUUCAUUGUCUUUAUGAUUCUCCUCAGUAGUGGAGCUCUGGCUUUUGAAGAUAUAUAUAUUGAACAACGUAAAACUAUCAAGACCAUGCUGGAAUAUGCUGACAAAGUCUUCACUUACAUCUUCAUUCUGGAAAUGCUGCUGAAGUGGGUGGCCUAUGGCUACCAAACAUAUUUUACUAAUGCCUGGUGCUGGCUGGACUUCCUGAUUGUUGAUGUCUCUUUGGUUAGCUUAACAGCAAAUGCAUUGGGUUACUCAGAACUUGGUGCCAUUAAGUCCCUUAGGACACUAAGAGCUUUGAGACCUCUAAGAGCUUUGUCACGAUUUGAAGGCAUGAGGGUGGUUGUGAAUGCCCUUUUAGGAGCAAUUCCAUCCAUCAUGAACGUGCUUCUCGUUUGUCUUAUAUUCUGGCUAAUUUUCAGCAUCAUGGGAGUAAAUCUGUUUGCUGGGAAGUUCUACUACUGUGUUAACACCACAACUGAUGAAAGGUUUGAAGUCGACCAGAUCAACAAUUUUAGUCAGUGCGAGGAACUCAUAAAAAACAAUCAAAGUGCCCGAUGGAAAAACGUGAAAGUAAACUUUGAUAAUGUAGGAUUUGGGUAUCUUUCUUUACUUCAAGUAGCUACAUUUAAAGGCUGGAUGGAUAUUAUGUAUGCAGCUAUUGACUCAAGAGAUGUAUUACAGCAACCGAAGUAUGAGGACAACUUGUAUAUGUACUUGUAUUUUGUCAUCUUUAUAAUUUUCGGGUCUUUUUUCACCCUGAAUUUGUUCAUUGGUGUCAUUAUUGACAACUUCAAUCAGCAAAAAAAGAAGUUUGGAGGUCAAGACAUAUUUAUGACAGAAGAGCAGAAGAAAUACUACAAUGCAAUGAAAAAGCUGGGAUCCAAAAAACCACAAAAACCUAUACCAAGACCAGGGAAUAAAUUCCAAGGCAUGGUCUUUGAUUUUGUGACACAGCAAGUAUUUGACAUAAGCAUCAUGAUUCUUAUUUGUCUUAACAUGGUUACCAUGAUGGUAGAAACAGAUGACCAGAGCGAAGAAAUGGAAAAUAUUUUAUACUGGAUAAACCUUGUGUUCAUUGUCCUUUUCACUGGAGAAUGUGUCCUGAAAUUAAUUUCACUUCGCCAUUACUACUUCACUAUAGGCUGGAACAUUUUUGAUUUUGUGGUUGUCAUUCUCUCUAUAGUAGGCAUGUUCUUAGCUGAGAUGAUUGAGAAGUACUUUGUGUCUCCCACACUAUUCAGAGUCAUCCGACUUGCCAGAAUUGGUCGAAUCCUGCGCCUCAUUAAAGGCGCCAAGGGAAUCCGCACUCUGCUUUUUGCUUUGAUGAUGUCUCUUCCUGCUUUGUUCAACAUUGGGCUGCUGCUCUUCCUGGUCAUGUUCAUCUACGCAAUAUUUGGCAUGUCCAACUUUGCCUAUGUCAAGAGGGAAGCUGGGAUUGAUGACAUGUUCAACUUUGAAACGUUUGGCAACAGCAUGAUCUGCCUGUUUCAGAUCACCACGUCCGCUGGCUGGGACGGUUUGCUCGCCCCAAUUCUGAACAGUGGGGAGCCAGACUGUGACCCUAACAAGGCUCAUCCAGGGAGCUCUGUGAAAGGUGACUGUGGUAACCCUUCUGUUGGGAUUUUCUUUUUUGUCAGCUACAUUAUCAUAUCCUUUCUGGUAGUGGUGAACAUGUACAUUGCUGUGAUUUUGGAGAACUUCGGUGUUGCUACUGAAGAAAGUGCUGAACCCUUGAGCGAGGAUGACUUUGAGAUGUUCUAUGAAGUCUGGGAGAAGUUUGAUCCCGAUGCAACACAAUUCAUGGAAUUUGAGAAAUUGUCUGAUUUUGCAGCAGCUCUUGACCCUCCUCUUCAUCUACCCAAACCCAACAAAGUCCAGCUUAUUGCAAUGGACCUGCCCAUGGUGAGCGGUGACAGAAUUCACUGCCUUGACAUCUUGUUUGCUUUCACAAAGCGUGUGUUGGGGGAAAGUGGGGAGAUGGACGCUCUCAGAAUACAGAUGGAAGAUCGGUUUAUGGCAUCCAACCCUUCUAAAGCUUCCUAUGAACCAAUUACAACCACACUGAAAAGAAAACAGGAGGAGGUGUCUGCUGUCAUCAUUCAGCGUGCUUACAGACGUCACCUUUUAAAACGAACAGUAAAACAAGCUUCCUUUAUCUAUAACAAAAAUAAAACUGAAGGUGGGGCUGGUCAGGGUAUGAAAGAUGAAAUCCUUAUUGACAAAUUAAAUGAAAACUCAUUUACAGAGAAAACAGAUAUAACAGCAUCAACAGCAGUUUGUCCACCCUCUUAUGAUCGUGUAAUGAGGCCAGUGAAAGAAAAGCAUGAAAAGGAAGAUAAAGAUGGUCAGAAAUAAGAGCAAAUAGCAAGCAAAAUAAUAUAAGUGCAAAGUAGUUCAUAGCCUGUGUUUGUGUCAACAGGACUCCUGAAGGAGGUCUAUGCCAAACUGACAAUUUUUACAAAUAUACUGUACAUUAAAGGUCAGUGCCUAUUAAAAGACAGUGACCCCUUGUCAGUGACUGUGACUGUGAUAAGAAGAAACAACCUUGACAGGAGGUUACUGUUCUCACUACCAGCUGACACUGCUGAAGAG